Rotaria sordida is the source of this 824-nucleotide messenger RNA. Lineage: Eukaryota; Metazoa; Rotifera; Eurotatoria; Philodinida; Philodinidae. The record is from the annotation of a GenBank genome assembly.
AUUAGCAUAAUCUCUGUGGAAUUAAAAAAAAAUCGUAGAGUUUCUCGGUUUUAAAUCAAUCUUAUACAUUCAAUGGUAUUUAUAAACAUAUAUUAAUUGAUAUUUUAGAAAUUACAACAACAACAAAUAAUAUUGAUUUUUCGGAUAAAUCACUUGUUGACACAAAACAAAAUAAUCAAAUUUUAAGUUUACAAGAAGAAAUUAAAUAUUUAGAACAACAAUUAAAAGAUAAUCAAUAUUUAAUUGAUUCAUUAAAAAAUAAUCUUCAAUUAAUUACACAAGAAAAUUUACAACUUACAAAACAAUAUAAUGAAAUUCAACAAAAAAAUGAUUUACUUAUUAAAGAUAAUCAUAAUUUAACUAAUCAAUUAGAAAAUCGAUCUAUUCCUCUUGAUUCUCAACAAGAAAAUGUUUUACAAUUAUCAAGUGAUCAAAUUCAACAUAUUCAUCAUUCCCCAAUUGAAGAAAUUCCAUUAAAUAUCAUUCCACAUGUUCAAUCUUCAAAUGUGAUAGAAGAAAAUGAAGAAAUUCAACAAUUAAAAAAUAAUCUUGCCACUCUUACAAUACAAUGUACUGAAUUAGAUGAAGCUAAUCGUGCAUGGCAACAAUAUUAUCAAAAUCAAAUUGAAUUAUUUCAUGAUAAAUUACAAGAUUGGAUUCCAUUGGAUAUGAAUUUAACUCUUGAACAAAUAAUACAUCAAAUUAUUAGUUAUCUUAAUCAAUUAGAAUAUGAUAAAAAUUUAUCAUUACAAAAUAAUAAUCCAUCAGGUAGAAAAUUAUUUAAUGAAGCAAGUUUUUUCAGUUUAAAUUGUGUCAACAAGUAG